AUGGCGUUCCGGAGGAAACAAAGCGCGCCGCGAUCGAGUACCUUCCAGGGCUUCCGGCCAUUUAGGGAGCAGUCGUCGUUGCUUUCCGCUAGCUGCGACUCCUCUUUCGCCUCUUCUUCCUAUGUCGUCGCUUCCCGCGAUACCUCUGAUCGCCAGACCCAUUCGCAGCAUUUUCGGCAAACCACGGUGAUAUAUGAUAAAGUUGCAUCGAGGAUCCUCUAUCAGGAUUCAAAUUCUUAUUACUACACGUCAAUGAAAAAUGAGAAUGAGGCCAAGUAUGGAUUUUGGGGUGUUCUAACUAGACAAACAAAGACUAUGCUUGAAGAUGACAAGACUUCUCAGAAACAUGCAGACCGUAACCACCAGCUCCAUUCACUCAACUCAAGGAAGAAUCAGCUCCAAUCACGAUGGUCAUCUGAUAGUUACCAUGAGAAAGAAAGCCUAACUUCUAGGAACAGAUCAAGGGAGUUUUCUGUGAGGGACAUGGGUGUUCCAACCCAAAGUACCACUGAGAGUGGUUGGACAAUCAUGGGAAAUAAGACAGCUGGUGUGAUCCAAGAAACAAGUAAGCUGCAAAUAAGAGGAAAACCUGCAAUCUCUGAUGCACCGGAUCAAUCUACAAAAACAAAUGUCACACUCAGUGAAGCUGACUAUGAGGUCCAACUGAAGGCUUCUCGCGACAUUGCAAAUAAAAUGGCUGCUAAGGUCAAGAUUCUUUUGCAGGAGCUAAAUACUGUCAAGGCAGAUUUAGCUUUUACAAACGAAAGAUGCACUCAGCUUCAAGAAGAGAACAAGAGUUUGCGCGAAAACAGUAGGAAUGGAGAUUAUCCAGCAGAUGAUGACCUGGUACGUCUCCAGAUGGAAACAUUGUUAGCAGAAAAAUCCAGGCUAGCAAAUGAAAACACCAUUUACACAAGGGAAAACAUGUUCCUAAGGGAGAUUGUUGAAUACCAUCAACUCACCACCCAGGAUAUGGUUUACCUCGACGAAAACAUUGAAGAAGAUAACUCGGAAGCAUUCUCCAUCGACCAAUUCCCGACCUUUCCUUCACCAUCACAUCCAAUUCAUGAAGUGUUACCUACACUCGCACCAAGAAGCCCAUCCCCCUCUGCUUCACUUCAUACUGUUGGAGAGCCUGGGCUUGUGGAUACGGAGUUGAGUUCUUCAUCAGCUGUUGAAGGGAUCUGAUUGCACUUGCCCUGCCAUUUCAUACAAAUUAGAUUGCGAUAAAACAUUUGUCUUUCAC
Molecule: messenger RNA, 1246 nt
Organism: Zingiber officinale
Lineage: Eukaryota; Viridiplantae; Streptophyta; Magnoliopsida; Zingiberales; Zingiberaceae
Exons: 7
Coding region: 1-1188 (395 amino acids)
Source: RefSeq, a predicted model, not a curated record